This is a messenger RNA of Lindgomyces ingoldianus, 539 nucleotides long. RefSeq lists its product as uncharacterized. The record is from RefSeq and is a predicted model, not a curated record. The coding region runs from base 52 to 387 and encodes 111 amino acids. The transcript has a single exon. Lineage: Eukaryota; Fungi; Ascomycota; Dothideomycetes; Pleosporales; Lindgomycetaceae.
AGACAAUUAGCGUUGGAACAACUAAGGGAUUGGAAAGUCGUCCAAAAUAAGAUGGCCGAAGAGUCGCAAAUUUGGAAGCAUGGCGUCGAUGGCUACCUAGAGGACACUUGGCGUGAUUCGAAGCGCUGGGAUUUUAAAAUGGAGGAUAUUGACUUGGAGACGGGAAAGAAGGUCUUUUUCCACGUUGGAACAGCAGACGUAAACACACCGGGUUGGACAAAUAGGGGUAUGCACGAAAGGGUCAAAGGCUCUCGCAUCUUCAUGUAUGGGGGGAAGACCCACUAUGACACUACAGCCAGUUACCCUAUCGAAUGGCAGUUCUUGAAAGAGAGAUGGAAGGACCAAAAGUGGCUAGAGGAACAGCGAGAGAGAGGUUUUCUGGGCUAGAAGUUGACGUUGGGGCUCAUUUGCCUAAUUCUGAAGAAUUUCGAUUCACCAUUAAAGCUAAAUCGGAGUCUAUGUGGAAUUCAGCUGGUUCUCUUGUUAUUUCUUUUUUUUUUUUAUAGCCGUCUGGUCCACGCUAAUUUACGACGAGGAGG